Schistosoma haematobium is the source of this 2725-nucleotide messenger RNA. It is a transcript of the gene ELOVL4, whose product is annotated as Elongation of very long chain fatty acids protein 4. NCBI's taxonomy places the organism in Eukaryota, Metazoa, Platyhelminthes, Trematoda, Strigeidida, Schistosomatidae. Bases 1137 to 2003 code for a protein of 288 amino acids. Gene Ontology annotation, cellular component: endoplasmic reticulum membrane. Gene Ontology annotation, molecular function: fatty acid elongase activity. The transcript is spliced from 6 exons. The record is from RefSeq and is a predicted model, not a curated record. Gene Ontology annotation, biological process: fatty acid elongation, polyunsaturated fatty acid; fatty acid elongation, monounsaturated fatty acid; very long-chain fatty acid biosynthetic process.
GAAUUGUAGUAUGAACUAAGAGUCCCAGAAAUAACGCAAUUGAAUUAAGAAGUGAGACACAAGCACAAACGAAUGUAUUGUAUUUGGAAUUCGAAAUCAAGCAUUCAACAAGUACCAAGGUAUUAUUAAUUCGUUCAAACACCACAAUAGUCCAGAAAUUAUCCGACAUUUGAUAAAGUAGACGAAUAAUAUUGUGACGGAAGAUGAAAAUGGAGAUCUCUUAGCGAAAUCUGAGAACCACACAGUAAUACUUCAUUUGCAAAAUACUAAUCAACUGUCACAGACUUUGUUGUUCCUUCGUUUCCAUACUAAUCAUUCUCUGUUCUCGUUCUCUUUUCUUCGAUCUUCUCAGCCUUCUGCCUCUAAGCAUUCCACUUUCGAUUGAUGAUAUAUACUACUUAUGUCUGUCGACAUCAACAACGCAUACCGCAACACACUAUGUUAAUGUUUUAUCGUUAUAUCUAGAGCUUUUGAUUCUUAACAUACCGCGUAUAACCUGAGCAAUCAGACGUCAGAACCCUCCCGAGUCGAAAAUGAGAAGACAGAAGACAAGUGAAAUGAAUUUUAUUUCAAACAGUGUCAAUUAUGUCAAUUGGUGUAACGUCCACGUUCUGCUGUGCCAAGUUUGCGUAGCAACACUCUGACCUUUGCGGGAUGAUCAAAUAUCUCUAGGUCAACCUUGAAUACAUCUUCGUAUUUCUUGAACUAUGAUACAAAUGUGACAUCAACCAAACCAUCAAAAUGAAAUCCAUGGAUAGAAUUAAUAAUGUGGUCUCUAUGAGGUUUGAAAGGAUCAUUUAUGCCAACCAACCUCCUGCCUAGCACUGUGAUAGCUGCUGAUAUCCCAAAGCUCAACUGCUCAGAGAAAAUCGUGCUCACUGGAAUUGUUAAGUAUACACAUCCACAAAUUGGUGCAAUCAAAUGGCUAGACUGCCAUCAAGUGUACAUUGCCAGAUAUCUAGAGUUUUAUCGAAAAGAAAAGAAACAGAGACAAAGAAAUAAAUCUGUUUGUAGUAACUUGUGGCGAAAGAUAUUGAAAACUGAUUCAUGUAAUUCUGUUUUAAUUUGUUAAUUUUAUCAUUGAACAUUAUCACACAUAUUCUUUUCUGUCAUCUGUUUCUAAUCGCCUAUUGGAAAUGAACGUAGUAGGUGAAUAUAUAGACUGGAUGAACAGGAUUUUUAAAACAAGCAUGGAAAGAGCAGACCCCAGAGUCUCUUCGAUGUUCCUAAUGAGUUCAGUGAAUGGUUUAUUAUAUGUGAUCAUUGCCUACCUAACAUUAGUUCAUUAUGGGUUAAAGUUCAUGAAAGGAAGGAAUCCUUUUCGUAUAAAUGGACUCGUUUUUGUGUAUGAUUGGAUCAUGGUAGUUAUAAAUGCCUAUAUGCUAUAUGAAUCUAUAGCAGUCGCAUUUAAUGAAAAUUAUUCGUUGUAUUGUCAAAAGGUUGAUUACAGCUCAAAUCCUAACGCCUUGAGAUUAGUCCGAGCUAUUUGGUUAUUUCAUAUAUCAAAAGUGAUAGAAUGUUUAGAUACAUUCUUUUUUAUAAUUCGUGGUCGAACACAUCUUGUCACAUGGUUACAUGUCUAUCACCAUUGUACAAUGAUUCCGAUAACAUGGGCUGGAGUGAAAUGGGUAGCUGGGGGUGAAAUAUUCCAACCUGUCGCAGUCAACUGCACGAUUCAUGUGAUUAUGUACAGUUAUUAUGCAUUUGCAGCUCUUGGACCUAAAUGGCGAAAAUACUUGUGGUGGAAACGUUACCUAACAAUGCUACAAAUGAUUCAAUUUAGCUAUGGAAUGCUUUAUUCUUACAUUUCGCUUUACAACCAAUGUGGUCUGAAGGAAUUUGUAUAUUACAUCAAUUUGUUUUAUCAAGCCAGUCUUCUAUUACUUUUCUAUAAUCAUUAUCACCAUGCAUAUCAUAAAUCGAAAAACCAAAAGUUAUGUAAAGCAACCGAUGACAAUUCAAUAGACAUUCAUACAAAUGGAAAUAUUAAAAAGGAUGAAUGAGAUUAAUCUAUAUUAUUUGGUUCUUUCAACCAUUAACUGACAAUAUCUUGAAUAUUAUAAAGAUAUAUGUAAAAUGUAUAUUUUUUACAAUGACAAAUAAUACGAGAAUGUAUACAUUGAAUAAAAUUAAUUUUCGAUGUUAUGAAAUUAUGAUACAAUCUCUAAACUAGUGAAAACAUACUUCUUCUUUUCUUUUUUCCUUUUUGUUUAAUUCUUCUCAAAAGUAUUGACAUAAUACUUUUCUAUUUAUAUGAAUUAAUAUCGUUUUAAAAAUUUCUAAGUGUACCACUUUCUUGUUUAUGUGUAAUAGUAAACAUUUUGUGCAUAGACUUUAUUUCUUUGUCUAGACCAUUUUCAUAAACGUAUUCUUUUCUAAAGAAAAGUAUUGAUAAUUUGUGUAUGUGUAAUGAAUUCAGGUAGGUCAAUUAUUUAUGUAUUUGUACGCCUACAUUGUGUGUAGAGAUCUUGACGAUCAAGUUAGAAGGUAAAAUACUUAAUCAUCAAAUUUUAAGUUGUAUAUUUAAAUUGUUAUUUAGUUAUUUUAGUUGAGAAAACCGAGGAGUAUUUACAGCCGUAAUACACAAAAGUGAUCAAUCAAACUUAAGUAAAUGAAGGUGUCAGUGGUUUCUGGGUUAGAUAAUCAUUUUGAUUGUACAAUAUUAAUUAUUAGUAAACUGCCUCUCUUUAUUCAGAUAAUUUUUGUUAUUGUAAUUAAUCUUCAC